GCAAGCCAGCAUUUAUUAUCUGAAUCGCUUUCAUACAGAGAGGAGUUACUACACUGAGGGGAGGACACGUCUGAUAGAUUCACUGUAAAGGUGAAAAUACAUGUGUGCAAGGCUUAUGUAAACAACAUAGCUUUUACAUCGCCUUGUGAAAAUGCAUCUGUUACUACAGGCCACGAACAUGCCAGAGAGCCCAUCAGCUGACCACCAGUUGGUGUCGUCCCGGCGUCCAGGCCUGGCUAGAGCAGCCUCUAUCCCUGGGAUUACUUCCUUCGCUCGCAACAACCGCUUCCUUGGUGUCCGGCACCAGCCUUACAGCACCCGCUCGUCCAGGCGAAGCGCUCGGGAGGUCAGAGGUGAGAAUGUUUGGCGAGCAGCAAACAGUCGUGUCACCAAGAAACCCAAAGUGAGGUCAUUCAACGACCCAAACUACCCCAACGGUCGUAGUGACGUCAUCAGAAGCUGGAGUGUCAACCACAUUGCUUCAGCCCUGAAGGAGAAAUUGGUGCUGCAAGUGGAAACUGAGAAAACUUCAGCGGGAGACGAGAUGACGGUCCAUGCGCAAACAGCUGGCUUACCUGCGAGCUGGCAAGAGAGUGAAACAAAAGAGGGCAAAGACAUAGGCGCUCAGACCACAAGUGGAGAAGCAGUAGAUGAUGAAUGGGAUAACGCCACAGAAUUUGGUCCCAGGGACAUUCUUAGGGAAACUUCUGACAAAAUUGCUCUAAAGAAAGCUCCGGGUGGUUUGAAUAUGUGUGACAUGAACCAGGCGUCUACUAAUAUCGAACGCAGUCGGUCUGGGAAAUAUAACUGCCAACCCUCUCAAGGCAGAAACUUCCUUUCUCUGAGAACACCUCAACAGUCGCCACCGUUGCAAAUGCCCACCCCUCGCAUCCCGAUGAACAAAGUUGGCACUGUAGACACUAAUUCCCUGACUGAUCUCACAUCUGCAUCCCGAGUUGAGAGGGAGGUGCCAGAUAGGUAUAUCGCAAUGAACAAAGACAUUGAUGAUGAUCCCAAUAUGGACGUUGGGUUUUUCGGUGACGAUGAGAAUGUUGAAGACGAAAUCUCAAUUUGUGUUCCAAGUUUUGGGGAUGAAUUUCCGGACGAACUACGAAAACGCAGAACGCGAUCAUUGAAGUCAAAACUUCAGGCAAGGCGAUGCACUCAGAGAAGACACAGGUCCGAACAUGUACAGCCCACGGCCUCGUUUCUCUCCUCUGAGGGUGAAGACGAAGAGGAAGCCAGCCCUGCUAUAACAGCUUUGAGGAAACAGGACACGCUUAAGCUCGAGGACCAUGAUGACAACGCAAGUGAAGCCGAGUUGGAGAGAGCAGUUGCUGCACCUCGUACUCUGUCUCGCGUAAUUGCUGACAUCGACAAUGACCUGUUUCUGGAUUUGUACGUCUCUUCAGAUGACGACGAGACUGAAGGGCUACUUUCUUGCAGCAGCAAUAGUAAUGGAGAUUGUGGAGACUCACAAACUCUUCCCCUCCCUUCCUGCACGAACGAGUACCGAGGACUGAUACCUUUACGCGAAGACUUCUGUUGUGCCGUGUGCGGAGCUAUGCUGGAGUCGCUCCCGUUGUUCAGUGUCCACGACAUCCUCAACCCUGUAGGGCUCACGUCUCAUGCUCUACAAGAGAACGUGACAGACAAUGAUCUGUUUUGUCCACAGUGUGACUGUGGUCGGUGCGUGUUUAACUCCCACAACUUGAUGGACACCAGGGGACAUUCAGCGGUACAUUAUUUGAGCUGAUGGUGAGUUGUGAACACAUACGGGAUCAAAUAUUUUAUUGAAAAAAGUAUCAAGAUAUGACGGGUGUAGAGUAAGAAAAAAGGGAGAGAGAGAGAGAGAGAGAG
This is a messenger RNA of Aplysia californica (California sea hare), 1860 nucleotides long. RefSeq lists its product as uncharacterized. The record is from RefSeq and is a predicted model, not a curated record. The transcript is spliced from 2 exons. The coding region runs from base 152 to 1756 and encodes 534 amino acids. Lineage: Eukaryota; Metazoa; Mollusca; Gastropoda; Aplysiida; Aplysiidae.